Molecule: messenger RNA, 609 nt
Organism: Prosopis cineraria
Lineage: Eukaryota; Viridiplantae; Streptophyta; Magnoliopsida; Fabales; Fabaceae
Product: trypsin inhibitor 1A-like
Exons: 1
Coding region: 1-609 (202 amino acids)
Molecular function (GO): endopeptidase inhibitor activity
Source: RefSeq, a predicted model, not a curated record
AUGAAGACCACCUUCUUGCUUACCCUCUUCCUUGUAUUUGCCUUCAUACCAUCAGCCAAAGCUGAUUUGGUGGACACCGAUGGUGACCCCAUCAGAAAUGGUGGCUCAUACUACAUCUUCCCGGCCCUCUGGCGACACGGCGGCCCCGUCAGCCUCCAAGCUAAAGGCAAUGAAACUUGCCCUCUUACCGUUGUUCAAGCCUUCUCUGAACUCGCCCACGGUUGGCCCACCAGACUUUCUUCUCCAUACAGAAUCUUAUUCCUCCCUACAGAUUUUAUCAUGGAGUUCAUCGUCGAGUCGCCGCCAAACUGUGCAGCCACUCCGGCAAGGUGGACGAUUGUUGGGGGAGAAGAUGAGACAAAGCAAGUGAAACUUGAGGAGUAUGAGCCUGAAGACACCAUCAUGAGCACGAGCACACGAGGUUGGUUUAAAAUUCAGACAUAUCAUGGUACGACCUAUAAGAUGGUGUAUUGUCCCACUGAUGAUGAUCCUUGUAGAGCUCUUGGGCUUUCCAAGGACGAGAAAAUAAAUAGGCCUUUGGUUAUCGCUGAUGAUGAUGACGACCCUUUCGUAGUUGUGUUUCGCAAAGUCGAAUCACCAGCUGAUUGA